AUGGGCCACCGAUCUUCAGGUGCGCCGGAAUUUGAGAAAUAUCAGAUGUUCUACCGCCCGGUCACGACGAUCCCUUCUACCAUUGUCAGCUCUGGCGGAAAGGAGCACGCAUUGCUGAGGAGAUCAAUGUCGCAUGGCUUCAGCGAGCGCAGCCUGCGGGAUCAGCAACCCCUCAUCAUGCAGUAUGUGAACCUCUUCAUCCAGCGUCUUCACGAGAACUGCGUCAAAGACGAACCGAUUGACCUGAUGGCUUGGUACAACUUCACCACGUUCGACAUCAUCGGUGAUCUUGCGUUUGGUGAACCGUUCGGAUGUCUCGAGAGGUCAGAUUAUCAUCCCUGGAUUCGCACAAUCUUCAUCUCAGCUCGGCUUGGGACGGUUGUCCAAACUGCCAACCACUACCCCUGGCUGAAGAAGCUGAUGCUCAACCUGUUGGCGACCAAGUCCGCAAGAGCGAGUCGCGGGAAGAAUCUCAACAACGCCAGAGAGAAGGUUCAGCGACGCAUGGACCUGGGCGGUAAGGGAGGCAGACCAGAUCUCAUCGAAGGAUUGCUGAAGAAGAAGGAUGAACUCGGUCUCUCUUUCGACCAGCUCGCUGCCAACAGCAACACGCUCGUCAUCGGAGGAUCAGAAACAACAGCCACUCUGCUGUCCGGGGUGACUUAUUAUCUAUUGACCAACCAACAUACGCUUGAGAAGCUGGUAUCUGAAGUUCGGUCGACCUUCGAAAAGGAAGAUGACAUCACCAUCAUCUCGGUCAACAAGUUGAGCUACAUGCUAGCUUGCCUGGACGAGGCUCUCCGUAUCUAUCCUCCUGUUUCGAUGGGUCUACCGCGAGUGACUCCCAAAGAGGGCGCUACUGUCUGCGGUCGCUUCAUACCUGGAAAUAUGACUGUCGCCAUUCAUCAAUGGGCGAUACAUCACAACGAAGCCUACUUCAAAGAUCCGUUUAGUUUCCGCCCGGAGAGAUUUCUCGGCGACCCAGAGUUUGCUUCCGAUAACCGAGACGCAUUCCAGCCCUUCCACAUCGGAGCCCGUAAUUGCCUGGGACGAAAGUGA
This is a messenger RNA of Colletotrichum chrysophilum, 1059 nucleotides long. RefSeq lists its product as uncharacterized. Gene Ontology annotation, molecular function: oxidoreductase activity, acting on paired donors, with incorporation or reduction of molecular oxygen; iron ion binding; monooxygenase activity. The transcript is spliced from 3 exons. The record is from RefSeq and is a predicted model, not a curated record. Lineage: Eukaryota; Fungi; Ascomycota; Sordariomycetes; Glomerellales; Glomerellaceae. Bases 1 to 1059 code for a protein of 352 amino acids.